GCGACUCUAUUGAUUUGCUCGUGCGAGAUCGAACGAGCAAUCGUUCAAAUGACUUUGUGAUCGUUCGCACGCCACCGACUACACCAGCUAACGUUGAGCAGGGAGAAGGGAUUGCGGAGGAGGGCUCGACGCAUGUCGAACACACGAUGGGUCGUGGUCUCGUUCUCGGUGUUCCUCUCUCUGCUCCAUGGCCCGCUAUCCCAGAGGUCGGCACCAGCCCCGCCGCCCGCGCCCGACUGCACCGGCGCCAUGAUGAACUUGUCGGCGUGCUUGACGUACGCGGAAGCCGGCAGCAACCUGACCCGCCCUGGCAAGGGGUGCUGCCGUGGCCUCGCCAGCGUCGUGGACACGGAGCCGGUCUGCCUCUGCCAGCUGAUCUGUGACAACGAUGUGUUCGGCGUGGAGAUCGACACUACCAAGGCCCUCGCGCUCCCCACUGCCUGCCGCGUUGACGCGCCGCCGGCGACCCUGUGCGCAGUUCUUGGAGCUCCAAUUGCAAGUCCGUCACCAUCAAGUGGAGAUCCAGAAGAACCAGGAUCCAGUUCAUCGCUGGAAACAGAGACGCCAGCCACCGCACCACCGAACAGCCACAACAGCAGUUCGAGAUACGGGACGACCGGUUUGGCGUUUCUCAUUCUUCUGUCUUUUGUUGAUGUGAUCCUUGCAAGUCUACAUGCGUAGAUGAUAGCCUGACAUAUUGCAGGGAUAGAUCAGCAAUAACAAGCUUAUUCCCAGGACUGCACUUGUUGCUUCUGAAGCAUCUUCUAUUAAGUUGUGUCGGAAACCAAAACUACUUGUAUUAUUUUGCCAAGGAUUUUUUCUGGCUCCUCUAAUCCUCUUCA
This is a messenger RNA of Musa acuminata AAA Group (dessert banana), 842 nucleotides long. Its product is annotated as non-specific lipid transfer protein GPI-anchored 11-like. Lineage: Eukaryota; Viridiplantae; Streptophyta; Magnoliopsida; Zingiberales; Musaceae. The coding region runs from base 133 to 681 and encodes 182 amino acids. The transcript has 3 exons. The record is from RefSeq and is a predicted model, not a curated record.